GGCGGCGCGGGAGAAAGCAGCGGCGGUGGCUCCAUGGCCCGGGCGCGCUGAGGGACGCGGCUCUCGCCUCAGCCCGGCGGCGGCGGCGGCGGCCGAACAAUGAAGCUCCUGAAACCGACCUGGGUCAACCACAAUGGCAAGCCAAUUUUUUCAGUUGAUAUUCACCCUGACGGGACCAAGUUCGCAACUGGAGGACAAGGACAGGAUUCUGGGAAGGUUGUGAUCUGGAAUAUGUCUCCAGUCCUCCAGGAGGAUGACGAGAAGGAUGAAAAUAUUCCCAAGAUGCUUUGCCAGAUGGACAAUCACUUAGCAUGUGUGAACUGUGUGCGGUGGUCAAACAGUGGGAUGUAUUUAGCUUCUGGGGGAGAUGACAAACUGAUUAUGGUGUGGAAGCGGGCUACGUACAUCGGCCCCAGCACCGUGUUUGGCUCCAGUGGUAAGCUUGCCAAUGUGGAGCAGUGGCGAUGUGUCUCUAUCCUCCGGAGUCACUCAGGCGAUGUGAUGGAUGUAGCAUGGUCUCCCCAUGAUGCCUGGCUGGCCUCGUGCAGCGUGGACAACACUGUCGUCAUCUGGAAUGCUGUGAAGUUCCCAGAAAUUCUAGCUACUCUGAGAGGCCAUUCUGGCUUGGUAAAGGGGUUAACUUGGGACCCUGUUGGUAAAUACAUUGCCUCUCAAGCUGAUGACCGCAGCCUAAAGGUAUGGAGAACGCUGGACUGGCAGUUGGAGACCAGCAUCACCAAGCCUUUUGAUGAGUGUGGAGGGACAACCCAUGUGUUGCGGCUCAGCUGGUCACCUGAUGGGCACUACCUGGUGUCUGCCCACGCCAUGAACAACUCUGGCCCCACUGCCCAGAUCAUUGAACGGGAGGGCUGGAAGACCAACAUGGACUUUGUCGGGCACCGGAAAGCUGUGACUGUCGUGAAAUUCAACCCAAAAAUCUUCAAAAAGAAGCAGAAGAAUGGGAGUUCUGCAAAGCCCAGCUGCCCAUAUUGCUGCUGUGCUGUUGGCAGCAAGGACCGUUCUCUCUCUGUCUGGCUCACGUGUCUGAAACGGCCUUUGGUUGUCAUCCAUGAGCUAUUCGACAAAUCCAUCAUGGAUAUUUCCUGGACUCUGAAUGGGCUGGGCAUCUUGGUGUGCUCCAUGGAUGGCUCUGUGGCAUUCCUAGAUUUCUCCCAGGAUGAGCUCGGAGACCCCUUGAGUGAGGAGGAGAAGAGCCGCAUUCACCAGUCCACAUAUGGCAAGAGCUUGGCCAUCAUGACUGAGGCCCAGCUCUCCACAGCCGUCAUUGAAAACCCAGAGAUGCUCAAAUACCAACGCAGGCAGCAACAACAGCAGCUGGAUCAGAAGAGUGCCUCGGCCAGAGAGACAAGCUCAGCUGCCUCAGUUGCUGGUGUCGUCAAUGGGGAAAGUCUGGAAGACAUUAGGAAGAAUCUUUUGAAGAAACAAGUUGAGACUCGGACAGCAGAUGGUCGCAGAAGAAUCACGCCUCUCUGCAUAGCACAGCUGGACACCGGGGACUUCUCCACGGCAUUCUUUAACAGCAUCCCACUCUCGGGCUCCCUGGCGGGCACCAUGCUCUCCUCUCAUAGCAAUCCACAGCUACUGCCCCUGGACUCCAAUACCCCCAACUCCUUUGGCGCCUCGAAGCCCUCCACAGAGCCUGUGGCUACAACUGGCGCCAGGCCGGCUGGUGAUACUGUCAGUAAGGACAGUGUGAAUGCUACCUCUACUCCUGCUGCAUCGUCACCCUCCGUGUUAACGACCCCGUCCAAGAUUGAACCCAUGAAAGCAUUUGACUCCAGAUUCACGGAGCGGUCCAAAGCCACGCCAGGUGCUCCUGCCUUGACCAGUGUGACUCCAACAGCUGUGGAAAGGUUGAAAGAGCAAAACCUUGUGAAAGAGCUGAGGCCCCGGGACCUCCUGGAGAGCAGCAGUGACAGCGACGAAAAAGUCCCUGUGGCCAAGCCUUCCUCGCUGUCCAAGCGAAAACUGGAGCUUGAGGUGGAAACAGUGGAAAAGAAGAAGAAAGGGCGGCCUCGGAAGGACUCUCGGCUCAUGCCUGUGUCUCUGUCUGUCCAGUCCCCAGCUGCCCUGACCGCAGAGAAGGACGCCGUGUGUUUGUCUGUACCAGCACCUGCACUGAAACUGCCCAUGCCAGGCCCCCAGAGAGCAUUCACCCUCCAGGUGAGCUCCGAUCCCUCCAUGUACAUUGAGGUGGAGAAUGAAGUGACUGCCGUGGGAGGUGUGAAGCUAAGUCGCUUGAAGUGUAACCGGGAAGGGAAGGAGUGGGAGACGGUACUCACCAGCCGGAUCCUCACUGCUGCCGGCAGCUGUGACGUGGUAUGUGUUGCCUGUGAAAAGAGGAUGCUGUCCGUGUUCUCCGCCUGUGGUCGCCGCCUCCUCCCUCCCAUCCUCCUGCCGUCCCCAAUCUCCACUUUGCACUGCACGGGCUCCUACGUCAUGGCGCUCACUGCUGCAGCCACGUUGUCUGUCUGGGAUGUUCACAGACAGGUGGUUGUGGUGAAAGAAGAAUCUCUACACUCCAUCUUGGCAGGAAGUGACAUGACAGUGUCACAGAUCUUGCUGACACAGCAUGGAAUCCCAGUGAUGAACCUGUCUGAUGGGAAGGCAUACUGCUUUAAUCCGUCGCUUUCUACAUGGAACCUGGUUUCUGACAAGCAGGACUCCCUGGCCCAGUGUGCGGACUUCAGGAGCAGCCUGCCUCCCCAGGACGCCAUGCUGUGCUCCGGACCUUUAGCCAUAGUCCAGGGCCGUGCCUCCACUUCAGGAAGACAGGCAGCCCGGCUCUUCUCCGUGCCUCAUGUAGUGCAGCAGGAGACCACCCUGGCCUACCUGGAGAAUCAGGUUGCGGCGGCACUCACCCUGCAGUCCAGCCAUGAGUACCGCCAUUGGCUCCUCCUCUACGCUCGGUACCUUGUGAACGAAGGGUUUGAAUACCGACUCCGAGAAAUAUGCAAGGACUUACUGGGUCCGGUUCACUACUCCACUGGAAGCCAGUGGGAGUCAACGGUAGUGGGUCUGAGGAAGAGAGAGCUGCUGAAGGAGCUGCUGCCAGUCAUCGGGCAGAAUCUCCGCUUUCAGCGCCUCUUUACCGAGUGUCAGGAGCAGCUCGACAUCCUGAGGGACAAGUAGCCUACCCAGGCCUUCCCUGGCUGCAACAAGGGCAGGGCCACACACUCGCCGCUGACAAUGCACAGGGCCACCUCUCACCUCGUCAGACUACAGAAGGACGAGGAGACACUGGCACGAGGUGGGCUGUCCUGUGCCAGCGCUGGCCCAGCUCCCUGGGCGGACUUCCCCCAUAUCCUGGGCCUGUUGCUCCCUCAGAGGGGGGCAGCUCUGCCCGCCACUCAUCCCUCCCUCCAGGACCCCUGUGCAGAGCUGGGGUUGGGGCCCUGCCCUGCUGCCCUGGGGUCAGUGAGGCACUCCCAGGCCUGCCGUUUCCAGCACGGGCCCGAGGUGGACACUAGUCCCUGCCACAGCAGGCAUCGUGCUGCUUCAGCUAUGACGAAUGAGCCAUUUGUGAAAGAGAGACCCCGGAAAUGUUAGUGUAUUAUGCAGUCAGUAGACUGACCCAAGACCUAGGUAAAAGGAAAGGCUAUUCCAACGCGGACUAUUUUUGUACUAGAAUUUGCUAACUUGUAAUAUGGAAUUUUCCUUUUGGCCAAUAAUCAGGAUUUCCCUAUAAGUCACUUGGACAUUGGUCACUUGUAGGAAAUUUAAACUCUAAUUAUGACAGCUACAUUGAAAAAUAAUUGUACUGAAAUUAACUUGUCUAUCUUCAUUUGGUUUUAAUUUUUAAAUGUUUGUAAAAAGAGACUGUUUUUUGGGGAAUGGGGCAGAGGGGUGGGCGAUUUCUUUUGUAAGUGUAAAAUAAAUGAACACGCAUUGGAUACCAAA
Neomonachus schauinslandi (Hawaiian monk seal) is the source of this 3921-nucleotide messenger RNA. Its product is annotated as protein HIRA. Gene Ontology annotation, cellular component: nucleus; HIR complex. Lineage: Eukaryota; Metazoa; Chordata; Mammalia; Carnivora; Phocidae. The transcript is spliced from 25 exons. Gene Ontology annotation, molecular function: protein binding; nucleosome binding. Gene Ontology annotation, biological process: chromatin remodeling; DNA-templated transcription; regulation of DNA-templated transcription. The record is from RefSeq and is a predicted model, not a curated record. Bases 100 to 3153 code for a protein of 1017 amino acids.